Molecule: messenger RNA, 3512 nt
Organism: Hydractinia symbiolongicarpus
Lineage: Eukaryota; Metazoa; Cnidaria; Hydrozoa; Anthoathecata; Hydractiniidae
Product: potassium voltage-gated channel subfamily C member 1-like
Exons: 5
Coding region: 1597-3366 (589 amino acids)
Biological process (GO): protein homooligomerization; potassium ion transmembrane transport
Cellular component (GO): voltage-gated potassium channel complex; membrane
Molecular function (GO): protein binding; delayed rectifier potassium channel activity
Source: RefSeq, a predicted model, not a curated record
UAGCUCACUGUAUUGUUAUUAAAUACUAGUCGGUAGCCGUGGUUCUUUAUUUACUGCAUUUUGUGUGUCUCGUUACUUGCGGUACCAUUUUGCGCAGAGACAGACAGAAUACGGCUAUUAUUAUAGAGAAAACUAGUCGUUAGCCCGUGGAAAAUCCCCGGGUUCGCCCGUCCUUUAUAUUUACCCGUCGCAACAAAGUGGAUAAAAAUAUAUCGCAUUUGAUAUUCGUGUUUCCGUAACAUUAUUUUCAAACUCAGCGGGGGGUCCGCGCAGAGACAGACAGACGACGGCUAUUAUUAUAGAGACUAGCCGUUAACCCGUGGAAAAAUCCACGGGGUCGCCCGUCCUUUAUAUAUCGCAUUUCGUGUUUCCGCAACAGGACGCGGUUUCCGCGGACAGACAGACAAAAUACGGCUAUUAUUAAAGAGACUAGUCGUUAACCCGUGGAAAAAUCCACGGGGUCGCCCGUUGCGUUCGCUCAUCCUUUAAAUUUACCCGUCGUAUCAAAGUGGAUAAAAAUAUAUCGCAUUUGAUAUUCGUGCGCAUUUUAAGAAUUUCGUGUUUCCGUUACAAGACGCCGCUUUCGCGGACACACAGACAGACGGAAUACGGCUAUUAUUAAAAAGACUAGUCGUUGCCCGUGGAAAAAUCCACGGGUUCGCCCGUCCUUUUUAUUUACCCGUCGCAACAAAGCGGAUAAAAAUAUAUCGCAUUUGAUAUUCGUGUUUCCGUAACAUCAUUUUCUAACUCAGCGGGGGGUCCGCGCAGAGACAGACAGACGACGGCUAUUAUUAUAGAGAUAACAAUUUUGAUAAUAGAAACGUUUAAAUUUUUUUUCUUGUAUCCACUUAUAUACACAUACUUGAUGUGACAAAAAUCAGUCUGACAAAAUAUACGAAUAUGAUAAGAGUUUAGUUCGACAAACUUCUCCCGCUCACAACGAAUUUGUUUUUGUUUUUUCUUGUAUCCACUUAUAUACACAUACUUGAUGUGACAAAAAUCAGUCUGACAAAGUAUACGAAUAUGAUAAGAGUUUAUUCGACAAACUUCUCCCGCUCACAACGAAUUUGUCUUUGGUUUUUUCUCGUAUCCACUUAUAUACACAUACUUGAUGUGACAAAAAUCAGUCUGACAAAAUAUACGAAUAUGAUAAGAGUUUAGUUCGACAAACUUCUCCCGCUCACAACGAAUUGUCCCAAUUAUCUUUUGACACACCUUCAAGGAAAUCCACUGAAGUACAAAGAGGACCGUCAAAUAAAAAAAGCUUUCUCAACUGUGAUAAACAAAGAUUAUAACAUUAACAAUCGUGUUAAUGAGAAAAGAAGCAAAUUCAAGUGUUUAUUCAGCAGUAAACUGAAAAGUAAAUCAAAACCAAAAUGUACACACAUAAACCCUAAUUAACUGAGAUGUUUAUCAGGUCCAAACAAAGUCGAUGAAAAGUUUAUACUUUGUUGACAACAUAUGCAUUUCACAUCUUAACAAGAUCUUCAUAGAUUAACAAAUCAGUCCAUUAAUUAACAAAAACAAAGUAUGUGAACAAGAUGCCGUUGCUAGUAUUGAUAAAAUUAUCUGUGUAGUAUCACACAUACAAACGAUAUGCAAAACGAACGUUUCCGAAAUACGUCAACAGAGCACGCUACAAGUUUCAAAGACAGAGUUGUUAUCAACGUAGGAGGGACAAGACAUGAAUGUUAUAUCAGUACUAUUCAAAACUUUCCUGAUACGAGGCUAUACUGGAUUGCUGAGACAGCAUUAAAGAUGGCAGAUUUUGAUCCCGAUGGAAAUGAAUUCUUCUUCGAUAGACAUCCAGGUUGUUUUCAAAACAUUCUGAAUUAUUGUCGAACAGGCAAGCUACAUUGUCCAAAUGAUGUGUGCGGACCACUAUUUGAAGAGGAGCUUCAAUUUUGGGGGAUUGACGAAUUAGUUAUGGAGCCAUGUUGUUGGGGCUACUACACGCAGCACCGAGAGGCAAACAAGACGUUAAAAAUGUUUGACGAUUUAUACGAAGAACAAGAAGAAACAUACGAAGACAUGACGAAACAUGAAACAUGUGGUUUGCGUAAAAGUUUAGAAAACUUUAAGAAUACUGUGUGGAGGUUAUUAGAGAAACCGGAAAGAAAUCCACGUGCACGGCUCGUAACUUUGGCGAUACUUUUGGUAACAGUGCUAUCUGUUACGACGUUUUGCUUGGAAACGAUGGACAGGUUUCGACAAAACGAAAAACAGUUCUACGCUUUAGAGAUCUUUUACUGUGCAUUUUUCACGGUGGACUUCAUGUUACGUUUGAUAUGCUGUCCGUCAAAAAUCAGAUUUGUGAAAAGUUCAAUGGCGUGGAUGGACUUCCUAUCGACUGGUCAAUUUUACGUGACGAUUUUCUCGCGCACAGACGUGCUGAGCUUCUUGUUUAUGUUGAGAUUGCUCCGCAUAUUUCGCUUGUUGAGAUUUUUUAAAAAUUUUAGCGGGAUGAUUGUGAUUGGUCAGACGUUAAAAGCAAGCGCACGUGAACUUGUGUUAUUGGUCAUUAUGUUAUUCGUUCCUAUGGUGAUAUUUUCGACGAUGGUGUACUUCGCAGAAAAGGGUAUUACGGCUGAGAAAUUCACAAGCAUUCCUGACUGCUUCUGGUGGGCGAUUAUCACAAUGACUACGGUUGGUUAUGGAGAUGUGGUACCUACUUCCGAAUAUGGAAAGCUUUUAGGAGCUAUCUGUGCGUUUUCCGGUUGUUUAGUAGUCGCGUUACCUGUCUCUGUUAUCGGAAACAACUUCUCGUUUUAUUAUUCUUAUGCUCAGGCGAGAAUGAGGUUACCAAAGAGGCAACAUAAAAUCAUGCUAAAGGCUGACAAGGUUUUGUUUACAAAUGAAAAGAAUUUAGCUGAAAAUAAAGAAAACCCUGCAAACAUGCAUUCAAGAUCUCGUCGCUACGCAAUAAGUCCGUUGGCUGGUCCAAUUAAAUUCUUUUCCGACACCAAAACAAAGAAGACAUCAGUUCUGCAUCCUGCAACUAAUGGCAGCUCUCUUAAACCGCUCGUUAGACACGACAACCAAGGAUCUCCACGUGCCGUUCAAAACGUGUAUAAACCGGUCGCAAAACACGACAACGAGAAAUCUCCUCUUAGCUUUCAUAAGGAGUAUACUUCUAAAAAAAUGAGAAGCCUGACGGUAUAUGAACAACCGAACCUCCUAAGCAACCAUAUGCCGUCGUUGACACGAUCGUAUGACGGCAUGUUGAAUGAACAGGGAACUCCUGCAAGAGAUAGAAAAAGGAUCUUACAUUUGGAUAUAAGUGCUUACGAACCAGCAAAACUUCAUGCUUCAGUGCAUGCUUCAAGACGGAAAAAUAGUCGCUAUCACCAUCCCUUAAUAAAUUGAAAAUACAGUUGAGCUGUAAACUAUUACAAAAAUACGAAUAUAAAUAGUACUGUUAUAAGGAAAUAUAAAUAUAAUAAAUAUAAUUUAUACUUAUAUAGUGAAAGUAUGACACUACAUAAAAUAAUGCUGUUAUAUGUAGAUUUUGU